Molecule: messenger RNA, 2555 nt
Organism: Brachypodium distachyon (stiff brome)
Lineage: Eukaryota; Viridiplantae; Streptophyta; Magnoliopsida; Poales; Poaceae
Product: probable sulfate transporter 3.4
Exons: 6
Coding region: 287-2230 (647 amino acids)
Biological process (GO): transmembrane transport
Cellular component (GO): membrane
Molecular function (GO): secondary active sulfate transmembrane transporter activity
Source: RefSeq, a predicted model, not a curated record
ACGAGCUUUGCCUUUUGCCUUUGUCUUCUCUCUUCUCUUCUCCGCGUUCUUCCGUCUCCCGCCCGGCGCCCUUCCGAUCCCCUAUAAAAGCACUCCCACGACGACGAAUCCAUCCAGCCACCCAUCAACCUAGCAACCCAAGAAACAACAAUACAGCAAGAAUCAUCAUCAAGAAACAAGAAGAAGGCCACCCGUCUUCUUCCUCUGCUCGAUCGCUCCUCCCCUACGCUGCGCGUGCGUCGGCGGUAGCGGGGAGGCCGGCCAGCGCCGACCGACCGAUCCCGCCAUGGUCGUCAACAACACCAAGGUGGACAUGCCGCCGGCGGCGGAGCACCACCGGGCGAUCAACAUGCCGGCGAUGGGGGUUGAGCGGCACAAGGUGUCGGCGCCGGAGCGGAGGACGACGUGCCAGGCGCUGCGGCAGCGGCUGGCGGAGGUCUUCUUCCCCGACGACCCGCUGCACCGCUUCAAGAACCAGCCGCCGGGCAAGAAGCUCGUCCUCGCCCUGCAGUACUUCUUCCCCAUCUUCGACUGGGGAUCCCAAUACAGCCUCCGCCUCCUCCGCUCCGACGCCGUCGCCGGGCUCACCAUUGCCAGCCUCGCCAUCCCACAGGGGAUCAGCUACGCCAAGCUCGCCAACCUGCCUCCAAUCAUCGGCCUCUACUCGAGCUUCGUGCCGCCGCUGAUCUACGCGCUGCUGGGGAGCUCGCGGGACCUGGCGGUUGGCCCGGUAUCCAUCGCGUCGCUGGUGAUGGGGUCCAUGCUCCGGGAGGCGGUGGCGCCGGAGCAGCAGCCCAUCGUGUACCUGCAGCUGGCCUUCACGGCCACCUUCUUCGCGGGCCUCUUCCAGGCUUCUCUCGGCUUCCUCCGCCUCGGCUUCAUGGUCGACUUCUUGUCGAAAGCCACGCUGACGGGGUUCAUGGGCGGCGCCGCCGUCAUCGUCUCCCUGCAGCAGCUCAAGGGCCUCCUGGGGAUCGUCCACUUCACGACCCACAUGGGCUUCGUCGACGUCAUGGCCUCCGUCGUGAAGCGGCACGCCGAGUGGGAGUGGCAGACCAUCGUCAUGGGCGUCGCCUUCCUCGCCGUCCUCCUCGGCACACGGCAGAUCAGCGCGAGAAAUCCUCGGCUGUUCUGGGUGUCAGCGGCUGCUCCCCUGUCGUCGGUGAUCAUCUCCACCGUCAUCUCCUACCUCUGCAGAGGCCACGCCAUCAGCAUCAUCGGCGACCUCCCUCGAGGCGUGAACCCUCCUUCGAUGAACAUGCUGGCCUUCAGCGGCCCCUUCGUCGCCCUCUCCAUGAAGACCGGCAUCAUGACCGGCAUCCUCUCCCUCACCGAGGGGAUCGCGGUGGGGCGGACGUUCGCGUCGAUCAACAACUACGCCGUCGACGGGAACAAGGAGAUGAUGGCGAUCGGGGUGAUGAACAUGGCGGGGUCCUGCGCCUCCUGCUACGUCACCACGGGCUCCUUCUCCCGCUCCGCCGUCAACUACAGCGCCGGCUGCAAGACGGCCGUCUCCAACAUCGUCAUGGCGGCCGCCGUGCUCGUCACGCUCCUCUUCCUCAUGCCGCUCUUCCACUACACCCCCAACGUGAUCCUCUCCGCCAUCAUCAUCACCGCCGUGGUGGGGCUCAUCGACGUCCGCGGCGCCGCCAGGCUAUGGAAGGUGGACAAGCUCGACUUCAUGGCGUGCCUGGCGGCGUUCCUCGGCGUCCUCCUGGUGUCCGUCCAGGUCGGCCUCGCCGUCGCCGUCGGGAUCUCGCUCUUCAAGGUGCUCCUCCAGGUGACCCGGCCCAACACGGUCAUCAUGGGCCGGAUCCCGGGGACCCAGAGCUUCCGGAACAUGGCGCAGUACAAGGACGCCGUCAAGGUCCCGUCUUUCCUCGUCGUCGGCGUCGAAUCGGCCAUCUACUUCGCGAAUUCGACCUACCUGGUGGAGCGGAUCAUGAGGUAUCUGAGGGAGGAGGAAGAAGAAGGGGGGCAGGGGGUGAAGUGCGUGGUGCUGGACAUGGGCGCCGUGGCGGCGAUCGACACGAGCGGGCUGGACGCGCUGGCGGAGCUCAAGAGGGUGCUGGACAAGAGGGCCGUCGAGCUCGUGCUGGCCAACCCCGUGGCGUCGGUGACGGAGAGGAUGUAUAGCUCCGUCGUCGGGGAGACUUUUGGGUCGGAUCGCAUCUUCUUUAGCGUCGCCGAGGCCGUCGCCGCCGCGCCGCACAAGACCACGAUGCCCUGACGGAUUGUUGACGUCUUCUAUCAAGGAGUAUAAUAGAUAGAACAGAGGAGGAAGAAGCAGAAGCUUGAUUAGAAGAAGGGGAGUAGAAGAAGAAUUAAGGGGCAGGCAGGCAGUCUGUUGUUGUGGUAGAAAGCAAGAAUGAAUAACUGGUCGAUCGAUCGAUUGAUCUCUUCUCCUUCGGGCGAGAAGAGGUGUUUUGGAGGAUGAUGGAAUUGUUGUUGUUGUACUAGUACUACUGAUACUGAUCAGCAAGCAUGUAAGCAUGAAGCAGUUGUUGUAGAUGCAAGUUGCUUCCGAGGUAUAAUCAAAUUGGUUUCAUAGUCCA